AUGUCUGAAAAUCCUGCAAGCGAUUCUUUUAUGAACGAUCAUUCGGGGGAGGCGAAUGAAUUAUUUGUAAGUGGAUCCGAUCAUCAUCAAGAUUACACCCGUCAUCCGUGGUCGGAGGGUCCGAUCGAUUAUCACAACGAGAAUGAGCCAAACGCCAACAAUAUACCCGGCAUCUCAGGUGACUUUAACUUUACGUCCGGCGAAGAGAGUAAUGUGAUGACCUCUGACAUAGACAAUUUUUCGGUGUCAAAUAAUUCUCCCGCUCGGGAGAUGACAUCGAACGUUAACAAUACGUCAAAUAUUUCCCCGAACUCUUCGGUUGGUUCAAACAUUGCUGCGCCCAGUGUUGACGCGUCGCAUGAAGAAUCCGCGGGCACCAACAACUCUCUUGGAAACGAGAGCUAUUUCGAUCAACCAAUUAACCAAUUAACUUUGAACGACCGCGCUUAUUUCGCCAAUUAUUAUCCGUACAUCACACCUCAGUCCAAUCUACCUGGUGGUAACCAGACCACCCUAAAUAAUGGAACUUACACCUUGACCUUACCCGCGGCUACCAAUAACCCUGUGAGGAUUGAUCCAAGUUUACUGAAUUACGAGCAAAACGUGCCGGUGCAAGGCUCGUCGAACUACGGACAGACUGGUUAUGUCAACAACCCCGUUUCAGUAAACAGUAACCCGGUCGCAAACUAUUGGAACGAAGAUGUGCAUGCGCAAAUCUCACGUGGAUUACCUUCUAACUACUAUAGCACGAUUCCAACCACUACCUCUUACGAACAAUUUGUGUUAAAUAGUAAUGGGCGUUCCAUAGUUGCGGACCCCAUGAGGGACUACAUAACCCUAGGUGAUUCUUCGUUGACGAACAAGGGGAAAAAGAAACGAGGGCGUAAGCCUGAAUCCGAUUAUACACAUGUGAUACCUUUACCAUCACCGUCAUCGACGGAUGGUAAUCGUCAGGAAAUUGCCCAGUGCUCGAACUGCGGCGUGCGGGAUACGCCCGCGUGGAGACGUGACCUACAGGGCGUCGCUCUACUUUGCAAUGCAUGUGGUCUCUAUUUAAAAAAUAAAGGUGUUUAUCGUCCGACCGAAAUCGCUCCGGAUGGAACCGUUCGUCUCAUGCGAACUCAGCGACCCGAACCAGAAUUUGCGUGUCACAAUUGCGGCACGCGCAACACACCUUGUUGGAGAGGACCCGAGGGUCAGAAACUUUGUAAUAAAUGCGGGUUAUUCCUGAAACAACAUGGAUACGCACGUCCGCCAAGUUCACCACACAAAUCCGUAAGAUACAAUUCUUACUAG
This is a messenger RNA of Acaulospora morrowiae, 1296 nucleotides long. The record is from the annotation of a GenBank genome assembly. NCBI's taxonomy places the organism in Eukaryota, Fungi, Glomeromycota, Glomeromycetes, Diversisporales, Acaulosporaceae.